AUGACUAAAAAGCGAGAACGCGAACUCAAAAAUCUUGGAUACGAUCUGAUCGUGGUAUGGGAGCACCAGUUUCGACAUCAAUUGGAUAAUAAUACCGAAUUGCAACAAUUCGUUUCCACGCUGGAUUUAGAAGAUAGACUUGAUCCCCGUGACAGUUUCUUUGGUGGUCGGACCAAUGCCGUAAAACUUCAUUAUGAGGCGAAAGAAAACGAGAAAAUCCAGUAUUACGACUUCACAAGUCUCUAUCCAUGGACUAAUAAAUAUUGCCGUUAUCCCGUGGGUCAUCCGACCAUUAUUACAAAUGAUUUUCAGGACAUAUCAAAUUAUUUUGGACUCGCCAAAAUCAAAGUCCUACCACCCAGAAAACUGUACCAUCCCGUGCUUCCGUACCGCUCCCAUGGAAAACUGAAGUUUCCAUUGUGUCGAACGUGUGUUGAUGCUGAAAAUCAGCACGCCUGUACUUGUUCUGUUGAGAAAAGAGUCAUCACGGGAACGUGGUGUACUCCUGAAAUCCAAAUGGCAGUAAGAAAAGGGUACAAAAUUUUGAAAAUAUAUGAGGUGUAUCAUUUUGAGCAGUCGUCUCAAUAUGACCCCGCGUCGGGUGAGGGGGGUUUGUUUGCAAAUUACGUUAACACAUUCCUUAAGAUAAAACAGGAAGCCUCUGGAUUCCCAUCCGAGUGCGACAGUGAGGAGUCGAAACGGGAAUACAUUCGACAAUAUAAAGAGAACGAGGGCAUAAGUUUGGAAUACGAAAAAAUUCAGAAAAAUCCAGGUUUGCGCUGUUUAGCUAAACUCUGUCUCAACAGUUUUUGGGGGAAAUUCGGUCAGAGGCUCAGCAUGAAACAAUCCAAAUUCUUUCACGAGUCCGAAUUUGACAAGUUUUUUCAGAUUCUCUCAGAUCCUACAAAAAUCCCUCAUAACUUCCAUAUUAUUUCCAGGGACACCCUCCAAUUCGAAUGGAGUAAUCAUCACUUGUUCAUGCCUUCAGAUUGCAAAACAAAUAUAUUUCUAGCAAGUUUCACCACUGCACAUGCCCGAUUGCGCUUAUUUAGUGUAUUGGAUCGACUGGGGGAGAGCGUGCUAUAUUUUGAUACAGAUAGUGUCAUUUUCAAAACACUUAAAUCUGACAACUUACAUUAUCUACCUAUUGGAAAUUAUUUAGGAGAACUGACGAAUGAAAUCACACCAGAAGAUGGCCAUAUUGUGGAAUUUGUGUCGGGGGGCCCCAAAAAUUAUGCAUAUCGUACACUCUCGGGCAGGGAAGAAUGUAAAGUUCGGGGGUUUACGUUAAACUGGGCAAACUCCAAAGUCAUCAAUUUUGAAUCUAUUAAAUCCAUAAUCUGUACAUCACAGGAUAAGCAGAUUGAAAUUAUUAACCCCUGUAAAAUAUCCAGGGACAGUCGAAAAAGAAAACUGUUAAAUCGAACAGAAACCAAGCGAUAUCAAAUGGUUUACACUAAACGACGAAUUCUUCCUAAUCUUGAUACUCUGCCAUUUGGAUAUUGUUGA
Molecule: messenger RNA, 1509 nt
Organism: Ostrea edulis (European flat oyster)
Lineage: Eukaryota; Metazoa; Mollusca; Bivalvia; Ostreida; Ostreidae
Exons: 1
Coding region: 1-1509 (502 amino acids)
Biological process (GO): DNA replication
Molecular function (GO): nucleotide binding; DNA-directed DNA polymerase activity; DNA binding
Source: RefSeq, a predicted model, not a curated record